CAUGCAUAAAGACACGACACGACGACACAAGCGAGGAUCACAAAUCACAAAAAGAAAGAUCGUGGACAUCACAUACAUAAUAUUCACACCAUGGACGCCGACGAAGCCUUCAAGCCAAUCCUCCAGUUGGCACGAGACUCUGCCAAUGCCAACUUGCCGACAAUCCGCACAGUGGUGAUGAAGGCGCUUUCCGAUCCUCGCGUCUUUACCGGGUUUGACGAAAUCAAGCAAGUCCUGCAGCCCAAACUUGCCACCUGCGGGGCGGAAGGAGAGAUCCUGUUGCGCACUCUGGAUCUCUUUUCCCAUGGCACAUUUGGGGAUUAUACUACUAGUAUGGCAGCGAUCAAGGGAUCUUCCUCAGUGUUGUUGACGCUGACAGACUCGCAAAUCUUCAAACUUCGUCAGUUGACCCUGUUGACGUUGGUGCACCAGGCUUGUCGCGAUGGCAAGCCUGGUUGUGCCAUUCGAAUUCCCUAUGCCACUGUGGCACAGGAGCUGGGACUUGGAUCACUUUCAGAAGACGACUCGUCUGCAGUCUUGCGACAAGUGGAAGGAAUCGUCUUGGAGUGUGUCUACGCCCGUUUGUUGUUGGCAGGACAAUUGUGCCAGAAAUCACAAUCAUUGUUGGUCUCGUCCCGCCAUGGACCUCCGUGUCGUCCACGGGAUGUCCCAUUGUCACGAGCAGGUGCCUUGUUGGAAAUUUUGACCAAGUUUCAUGGAACAUUGGACAAUGCCAAGAACCAACAAAACCACAUUCAGACGAGCCUGCAAAUGAAUUUUGAUUCCACACGACUCUACCACAAGGCAGUCCAUGACAAUGCCCGCAAGGCAGAACAUUCCAGUUCCGGAUCCAUGGCUACCGCUAGCUCUGCAUCAUUGAUUAUGGGUGGUGUCCGUGGUUGGUCCGAGCGACAAGGGGAUGAACGACGAUCCAGUGUCAAGCGCAGUCGAGGCGGUCUUGGUGGUUCCAUGGAACCGUUCAAUCGGUACUAGCUAGAUACGAAGAUAUCCAGAACAGAACGCUUUGGUUGUGUUGUCAGACGAAUGUAUGGACGAUAUAUACUGUAGCAACCGAGGAGGAAUUUCUAGCCGGGUCAUAAUUCAUUUCAUCAAUAAACUAGAUCAACGAAGCGACAUAG
Messenger RNA from Seminavis robusta, 1139 nucleotides. NCBI's taxonomy places the organism in Eukaryota, Bacillariophyta, Bacillariophyceae, Naviculales, Naviculaceae. The record is from the annotation of a GenBank genome assembly.